Messenger RNA from Porites evermanni, 1068 nucleotides. Lineage: Eukaryota; Metazoa; Cnidaria; Anthozoa; Scleractinia; Poritidae. The record is from the annotation of a GenBank genome assembly.
AUGACUCAAAUAAACUGUACACAGACUGCAGCAACAGUGAAUGGUUCCUCGGAAAAUGCAACUGCCUCAGGGGACACUUUUGACUCCGAUUCGAUUGUAAUUCUCUCAUGCUUGGCCCUUUUAGCGAUUCCUAUUAUCGUUAUUAACUUCGGUGUGAUGUUUUUGGUUUCGAAGAAAAAGACUCUUCGAACACCUGCCAACAUUUGUCUUGCGAGUCUCGCUUGCUCUGAUCUUCUCACCGGGUUAUGCGUUAUUCCAUUGGUCAUUAUCUGUACGUUAUUUAAAGAAAUUCCUUGGCCGUGUUUAUCAAUGGAGUUUAUUAACAGGAUGCUGUCAAUUUCGGCCAUUCUUCAUCUACUUGUUAUCGCCUUGGAAAGAUACGUAGUUAUUGUCUGCCUUGUGAGGCUGGAUAACCUGCUCAGUUGCAAACGAUACGUUGCUAUUGUGUCAGCAGUCUGGUUCAUUCCGUUAUGUGCGUCGCUGAUCCAAUUGUCGUGGCUAGAUUGGGAAGAUGGCGUACCUGUUCUGAAUGGCGUCUCGCAGGCUGAGAUCAUUUAUGACCUCGUUUGUUUCGUUGGAUUCCUCUGUCUUCCUUUAUUAAUCAUCGCAAUUUCGUAUUCGAGGGUCUUCUCCGUGUUGCACCGGCACACCAAAGACAUAAACAAACAAGCGUCUCUCUUUGUGUCAGACUCUAAGUCACCCAAAUACAAACUCAAGGAAAAACGAGCCACAAUUAUAUACACAUGCAUGAUCGUCGUCUAUGUUGUAGCGUGGUUUCCUUACUUUCUCCUGGUACUGUCCAAAGACUUGGGUGCAGGAAAGAUGGUCGUUAAAAUUCCGUUAUGGGUAGAAUACGCAUUUAUGUUUACCCGAUUUUCCAGCCCGUUAGUCAACCCUCUUUUAUACACCUUUUUCAAGCAGGAUUUUCAAAGAGUUAUUGGAGCUAUAAGAAGAGGAGGAAUCGUGGUGAAAGUAAAGUUUACCUCUGCUAGUUCGCCAAUAAUCAGCACAAAACAGCUGAGAAUCUCAAGAUUAAGACACAGUUCAAAUACCGCUGAUUUGGGAUAG